GCGGAAGUAUGUCAACGGAAGUUGUGAGUUGUUGCUCUGCUGUGGCCAGGCUCCUCAGAAAUAUUAAAUGAUAAACUGGAAACCUAAUAUGAAAGGUUAUUGCUCCUGUUGAAAUUAUUCGAAGCUAUCAACAUGGUUCAGUUACACGUGAAACGAGGAGAAGAGAGUCAGUUUCUUUUCAACACCACUGUCGACAUCGCACUGGAAACUCUGUUUGAAGAAGUCACAGCAAUCUACAAUGGGAGAUUGAAAGUGGAGAGGAUUUGUUCAGAGGUGCCAGAGCUUGCAGAGCAUGGCAUCACGCUACCCCCAAAUAUGCAAGGCCUCACUGAUGACCAAGUAUUAGAUCUGAAACUUCAUGAUGAAUGGGAGGAUACGUGCAUACCUAGUGGGGGUGCUGAAUUUAAAAAGGAUGAAAUUGGGCGCAGAAAUGGACAUGCUCCAAAUGAGAAAAUGAAAGAUGUUUUGAAGAAGACUGUGGAAGAGGCCAAAGCUUUAAUCUCAAAGAAACAGGCACAGGCAAAUGCGUGUGUCACUAAGGAGAUGGUAAAGGAGGCUUUGGAUCUCCUACGGGGUGCAGUUAUGAUUGUUUACCCCAUGGGCCUUCCACCACACGACCCAAUCAGAAUGGAACUGGAGGAUAAUGAAGAUCUAGCUGGCACACAGGCGGCUCUCCAAGUGAUUCCCGCUGAAGAGGGCCAACUCUGGUGGGCACAGAAAGAAAUGCAGCGUGGCAAGAAGCUGCAGGACUACAUUGGCAAAAAUGAGAAGACUAAGAUUGUGGUCAAACUACAAAAGAGGGGCCAGGGGGCGCCAGCGAGAGAGCCAAUGGUCACUGAGGAGCAGCAGAAGCAGAUGAUGUUGCACUACCACAGAAGACAAGAGGAGCUUAAGAAACUGGAUGAAGCUGAUGACGACACCCAUCUGCACUCGGAGUGGUCCGACAGACAGGCCCUGAAAAAGCAGUUUCAAGGACUGAGUAACAUCAAGUGGGGCCCCAGAUGAUCCGCAGAGCUCAGAGAUGGCGUGAACACUAGCCUCACGAUCUCUGUGUUCUGUUAGUAAUGCCUUACUGUCCGGCAUUGCUGUGAUUGCUGUGUUCCUUAGCGCGCUAAUGUUUGGAAUCUGCAAUCUGUUUGUUUUUCCUGUUCUUCCUGUUUUUGACCCACAUAUUUUUGCACUGUACAUACACACUGUAAAUGAUAUUAGCGAGUAAAUAAAACAGCCAUUAACUGGG
This is a messenger RNA of Sardina pilchardus (European sardine), 1237 nucleotides long. RefSeq names its product cilia and flagella associated protein 298 (gene cfap298). The record is from RefSeq and is a predicted model, not a curated record. Lineage: Eukaryota; Metazoa; Chordata; Actinopteri; Clupeiformes; Clupeidae. The coding region runs from base 133 to 1005 and encodes 290 amino acids. The transcript has 8 exons. Gene Ontology annotation, biological process: regulation of cilium movement.